Messenger RNA from Solanum pennellii, 2788 nucleotides. RefSeq names its product protein ARABIDILLO 2. Bases 81 to 2594 code for a protein of 837 amino acids. The transcript has 9 exons. The record is from RefSeq and is a predicted model, not a curated record. Gene Ontology annotation, molecular function: protein binding. NCBI's taxonomy places the organism in Eukaryota, Viridiplantae, Streptophyta, Magnoliopsida, Solanales, Solanaceae.
UUUUUUUGGGCUGUUUAGGUUUAGCCCUUUAAAGAGUUCCGAAAUUUGGUGUACAUUCCAUUAUCAGUUGCGAGUUGAAGAUGAUAACAUCAAUUGGGGGAGAGAUGUUGCUGAAGCCACCGACUUAUUUGGUUAAAGGAGUGUUACGAACUCCAGUAGGAAUUAGUGUGACAGUUAAAAGAAGAAAAGCUUAUAAUCCCUCAUUCUUUUCAAACUCUACGUUUUUCCAUAAUCAUUUCAACCCCAGGUUGUGUUCCAGUGAUGGCAUGGGUGAAGUUUAUGUUAACCCUCACCAGGAUUUUGAUAUGAUAAAUGAUGCCUCAUCUAAUGUCGCAUUGUUUGUUCGGAUGCUUGGCUUGGAUCAUGACCUUCUAGAUAGAGAACAAGCAGUAAUUGCUCUUUGGAAAUAUUCACUUGGUGGAAAGCAGUGUGUUGAUACCAUACUGCAGUUUCGGGGUUCUGUUAAUCUCACUGUGAACCUUUUAAGGUCUGAAUCUAAUGCUGCUUGUGAAGCAGCGGCUGGUUUAUUAAAGAUGAUAUCCUCAGUGGAUAUAUAUAGAGACCUUGUGGCAGAUAGUGGUGCUGUAGAAGAGAUAUAUGCCGUCCUCAGACGUUCUUCCCUCUCAUCAGAUGUGAUGGAGCAAGGGUUAUGUACGUUGUGGAAUUUAUCUGUGGAUGAGAAACACAGAAACAAAAUUGCCAACUCUGAUUUCCUGCCUUUACUAAUAAAGUUCCUCGAGUACGAAGAAGUGCAAGUGAAGGAGGCAGCUGGAGGGAUUCUGGCAAAUUUGGCGUUGACUGCUUCUAAUCACAAUAAUAUGAUUGAAGCAGGUGUCAUUCCAAAACUGGCAAUGCUCUUGAAAAAUGAGGCUGAGGGAUCUAAGGUCAUUAGAAAUGAAGCGACAAACGCGUUGCUGGAACUUGCGAAAGAUGAGUACAGCAAGAUUCUUAUCAUGGAGGAAGGUCUUCUUCUGGUCCCUUUAGUUGGUGCAGCUUCCUACAAGUCCUUCAAACCACCUCUGUAUUCAUGGCCUUCUUUUCCUGAUGGCACCAAAAUUGAAAAAACCCCAAAACCUUCAAGAUUUGGUGCCUCUGAAUUACUUCUUGGAUUAAAUAUUGAGGAUAAUAAUGUAAACAUUGAGGAAGGAAAGAAGAAUGCAAUGAUAGGACGCACUCGACAACAAUUUCUUGCACGUAUCGGGGCAAUUGAAACUGAAGAAGAGAACAAAUCCAGGGGUGGACUUCCUUCGAAUCCAAGGUUUACUCUUUUGCCGUGGAUUGAUGGUGUGGCUCGGUUGGUAUUAAUUCUUGGACUUGAAGAUGAGUCAGCUAUUGCUAGAGCUGCAGAUGCCAUUGCAGAUGCUUCUAUUAAUGAACAUAUGCGAGUUUCAUUUAAAGAAGCAGGUGCUAUAAACCCUCUUGUAAAGCUAAUUAACCAUCCUAGUGACACUGUUAAAUUAGCUGUUCUUCGGGCUAUAAAGAGGCUGUCUAUCAGUGAUGACGUAUGCCAAAGGUUGGAAGAACAAAAUGCUUUGUAUUCUUUGGUUGACUUGCUCAGUAACUCAGAGAUCUCUAAGAGUUUGACAAGAAUGGUAUUGGACAUUCUUACUCGGAUCCUAGAUCCUAGCAAAGAAAUGAAAUCAAAGUUUUAUAAUGGACCAGUUAAUGGGUCAAUAAAGGCAAGGAGUGCAGCAAGAAAUGCCGGGUUGACUGGAAAUGAAAAUGUGAAAGUUGCAUCAACUACCAGUUUGGAAACUGUCAAUGUGGUGGAUCUUUUAGAUUCAACUGUUUUAUCUCGCCUAGUUGAUAUCAUGAGGACAUCGUCUCCGGAUUUGCAGAGGAAAGCUGCUUCUAUCCUUGAGUUCGCUUCAGUUAUUGAGCCGUGCAUGGAAAAGAUCCUGUCCAUUGACCUAGAAACUGGUCUAGAUGCUGUUCUCCAGCAGAAAACUUUAAAUGAUACAGAAUCUGAAAUAGAUAUGCAGAACCCGGAACUAUAUGCCCUUGAGGUAGAAGACGCAGGUUAUGCAAUAUCUGCAGCAUCUCGAUUACUUACAAGACUGCUGGACUUUGAGCAAUUCUGUCAUAUAGUAAAUGCAUCUCAUUUCACAAAAUUACUGCGGAAGGUUCUGAAAUCUGACAUCCCUCUAUACCACAAAGACUGGGUUGCUGCCUGCCUUGUAAAGCUGAGCUAUCUCUCUGGUCCAAAUUUUGACUAUAAUAAUCCAAUCAACUUAGAAGUAACUCUUUACGAGACAAUCCCAAGGCUGAUAGAACAGAUGAAGACCUCAUAUUCACGGGAAGUAGAAGAGGCUUCUGUUGUAGAACUGAACAGAAUAACCUCUGAAGAGGUGGUGAAUUCCAUAAGAGCCGUGGCUGCAGAGGGAGGGAUAUUUCCGUUAGUGAAGGUGCUUGAAAAUGGGAGCGAGCGAGCUGUUGAAGCAGCUCUAGCAAUACUAUAUAAUUUGAGUAUGGAGAGUGAGAAUCAUGCUGCAAUUAUAGCUGCAGGAGCUGUGCCAAUUUUGAGAAGACUUGUAUUAGCUCAAGGGUCACAUUGGAUGCGAGCUCUGAGAUUGCUUAGGACAUUACCUACAUAACCAACUGAGGUAUAUUAUGCUUUUACCAGUUGUAAAAUAAAACGAUAUAUGAAAUCCCGUAUUAUUAGUCUUCAACCUACUUUUUCUUUUAAGCCAAAAACAAGUAUAAUUAAUAUACAGAGAUAAAUGUACAUUGAUCCUGGGGACUUUAUAAUUUCGUUCCAACUGCACAACUAGUUUUGACAUUGGAUGAA